AUGACACUCACAAUCAUUCAAGCAUAUCAAUAUUCAUCUGAUCAAGUCGAUGAUAAUACCGAAGAAAAUACCGAGAUGUUCAACGGUAUUUUUCACACUUACACAGCCGAUGUGAAUUUAGAAAAUGAAGUAGGUACGACAGUCGGUGCUACUAAUGACAAGAAAAAAGACGAUGGCGAUGAAUAUGAAGAAGAUUCACCUGAUCAAGUCGAUGAUAAUACCGAAGAAAAUACGGAGAUGUUCAACGGUAUUUUUCACACUUACACAGCCGGUGAGAAUUUAGAACAUGAAGUAAGCACGACAGUCAGUGCUACUAAUGACAAGAAAAAAGACGAUGGCGAUGAAUAUGAAGAAGGUGAGAAAUUAGGAGAUAGUAAUAAAAAUUUUAUGAUAAAGAUGAUGUUGAGAAAAUGGUGUAAAUUUGAGAUACCAGUUAGACGAGAAAUGAAAUUAGGAUGA
Molecule: messenger RNA, 459 nt
Organism: Schistosoma turkestanicum
Lineage: Eukaryota; Metazoa; Platyhelminthes; Trematoda; Strigeidida; Schistosomatidae
Source: the annotation of a GenBank genome assembly